UGGAAAUCUCGAAACGGCGUCAGCAUGGUUGACGACAUGAACCACGCAUGUUCACUCGAGAAGAGCAGCUUCUCGCUCAACCUGGUGCGGGAGGCGGCCACAGAUGCGUUGCGCCGAGUCCUUGGGUCGUUGGACCUCGGAGACAUCGAGCUCUUCGUGGAACCCCGGCUGCUGUCGCUGUUCCACCACGCCACUUCCCUGUCGGGUGAGGACUUGACGGUGUUGCGUGUGAGGGAAAUUCAUUCGCUCGCGUCGCCGUCGGCACCGCCCAUGCCUACCUCGACCGUCGUCUACAUCGUGCGUCCCCAGACUACCCAUGUACAGCUCGUGGCACAACACCUUCUCCAGCAACUCCGUGGUGCUUCGUCCUCGUCGUCGGUUGUGCUGUACACAGGUACUUGGAACGCGUUGUGCGCAGACGUAUUGUCUCGUGCUGGUGUCGACAAACAAGUGGCGGUGCAUCCGUUCCAACUUGGCUUCAUUCCCACGGACAAUGACAUGCUUACCCUGGCCCACGACACGCUCUUACGCGACUGCUACAUCCAAAACAACAAGACAACUCUCACAGAAUUGGGGCAUGCGUUGCAUGUGCUGCAGCAAACUACUGGCGAUAUCCCCACCGUGCACUACAAAGGCGAGCUAGCCAAAGCCGUGUGGAAGUCGCUGUCCGAGUUCAAUGCCGCCAGUCCACCCCCGUCCUCUCGCCCCAAGAAGCUGCGCAUUGACCACAUGAUCAUAUUGGACCGAAAACUCGACUACAUCGCCCCGUUGUCGACCCCAUUGACCCACGAAGCAUUGCUGGCCGAGUUGCUAGGGCUCCAAAAUGGUACGGUGACAGUGGAUGCCACAGCCAACGCCGGAACUGUGGCACCCACUAGUGUCACCAUCAGCGAUAAGGAGGGGGUGGUGUGGAGUUUGAAUGGCGACGAUCGGAUUUUCCAAGACAUUCGGAACAAACAUAUUCAAGCGAUCGGGCCGUACCUGCACAGCACCAGCGCAGUGUUUGCCGAAGAGCGCAAGCACAUGGAGCUGUUGCUGCACGCAGAGUCCACCACGGUCAAGCAGCUAGAUGAACUCGGCACCACCCUGAACCAACACAUGGACAAAGCCGCGGUACUCAGCCAGCACAUUGCACUGGCAGAGCUCGUACAAACGACCACGAAAUCCAAAUCGUUCAAAAGCCAGUGGCAACUGGAAAAGUCCAUAUUGGAACGGCAGCCGCACCUCGGCGACAUUGAGGCGCUCGUGUGGCAACACGCGCCAGUGUACACUGUCCUUCGCCUGCUUUGCCUCCAUAGUUUGGCCAACCAAGGGCUGCCCAAGCCUGCGUACAUGCAUCUCAAGACACAAUGCCUCCACUUGUACGGGUUUGAGUACUUGCACGUGUUUGAAAACUUGGAAGCCAUGGGAGUCUUGGCUACCCCCACCACUUCCCCACCGGGGGGGGGAAACGCCUCCGCUCCAUCGAACCCUCUUGUCGCAUGGAACCUGACGGGGCAUUUUGAUUGCGAUCCGUGCAAUCCAGACGACCCGUCGUACGUGGCUGGCGGGUAUUGCCCGCUUACGGUCAAGUUGGUUCAAGCUGCACUCAGCCCUGAAGGGUGGACACCCCUGGCCGCCCGAUUGAACAUGCUGCCUGGUCCGUCGGCAGUUCUCGCAGCGGCAGCCAAGCCAAAGAAGACGAAAAAGGUGCUGGUGGUGAUUGUCGGUGGCAUCUCUCCCAUUGAAAUCACCGCGCUUCGGUUUGUGGGCCAAAAGAUCAAAAUGUCGUUUUUGAUUGCCAGCGACACCGUUGCAUCGGGCAAAGCGUUUUUGGGGCAAGCGAUGGAACCGAUUGCGAAUGGCUUGUUGACGACAAACAAGUAGAUAUAGCUUGAAUGUACUCUCUCUAGGGACUCCAACGGCUACAGAAGGACGUCUUGAGUGUAGGAUAUUUGAUAGGAAUAUAAAGAAGCCAAAUAAAACGAUAAACAGUUUGGAAAUCGA
Aphanomyces astaci is the source of this 1986-nucleotide messenger RNA. RefSeq lists its product as hypothetical. Gene Ontology annotation, cellular component: vacuole; CORVET complex. Gene Ontology annotation, biological process: intracellular protein transport; vesicle-mediated transport. Bases 25 to 1866 code for a protein of 613 amino acids. The transcript is spliced from 11 exons. NCBI's taxonomy places the organism in Eukaryota, Oomycota, Saprolegniomycetes, Saprolegniales, Verrucalvaceae. The record is from RefSeq and is a predicted model, not a curated record.